UUGAGUUCGUCGCCAUAUUUAAAUUACUUUUAAUGCUAGUGCUUGCAGUGUAUCGCAAUAUUUGGAUAAUAAAAUUUCCACUGUUCGUUUAAUUUAGAUAUGGGCGCGAUGGAUUUGUUGCACUUGGUUUUUUAGUUUUAGCUAUAGAAGAAAAGAAAAGUAAGAUAAGUUAAUGAGGAAAAAAAAUCUUCGUAUGUAGCUCUCUCAAAGAAAAAGACAAACAGGAUUUUAUUUCAUGUUCAUAGAAAUAUUGAAUACAACUACAAGUCAAAGAAAGUCAUCAUUUCACUCUAUAAGGUUUAAAUACAGUAAAAAUGGUUUUAUGGCACUUAGUCAGAAAAUCGGUUUUUGGAGGAAUCAGGACUGGGUUUGUUCCAGGCUUUUGUUACUCAGGACAGACCUGGAGGUGUUGUCAUGAAGGAGCAGUGCUGUUGGAGGACAUUCGGAAAGAAAUGGCAGGCUACACUGGUGGGCAGGUUGAUCUCACUAAAGACGAAUCCACUGGAGUAGCAACAAUAACAUUAAAUAAUCCAGAUCGAAGAAAUGCUCUCUCAGGUCAUAUGAUGGUACAGUUAGCUGAUGCAGUCAGUAACCUGGAAGAAUGGAAAUCUGGUAAAGGAGUCCUCCUGUGUGCUAAUGGUAGCUUCUUCUGCUCAGGAGGUGAUCUCAACACAAUACGAAAGAUUAAUAACCCUGAAGGAGGAUUACGCAUGUCUAUCUUUGUACAUGAUACCCUGUCCAGACUUCAGAACCUACCAAUGAUAAGUGUAGCUGUAGUACAAGGUAAAGCACUGGGUGGUGGGGCUGAGUUGACCCUUUCUUGUGACUUUCGCCUCAUGACUUCAGAAGCAAAGCUUCAGUUUGUUCAAGCUAAAAUGGGUGUAACACCUGGAUGGAGGGGUGGGACUCGAUUGGUCCACCUAGUAGGGCCAGCUAAGGCUCUACAGCUGCUAGUAUCUUGUGAAAAGCUGUCGGCACAUGACUGCUUGCAGGCUGGCUUGGCUUCAGCCAUACUGGACACUGGUCAUGACCCACAGCGUCAGGCUCUAAAUUGGUUGCUGAAGAAUACUGCUGGAUCAACUGAAGUUAUUAGAGCUACAAAGAUGGUAGUUGCUAAUGCACAAAGUUUACCACUUGAAGAAUCACUAAAGAGAGAAAGGUUAAUUUUUUCAACUGUGUGGGGGGGUCCUGCUAAUAUUGCAGCUCUCCAAGAGAACAUUAAGCAUCGUUGACUAGCCACUUCUGAUGAUCAUGAAAACUAGCCUUAUUUAUGUAUUUUUAAUUUAGCUAUACUUUGUAAUAUAAAGAUUUCAAUAUAUACAAAUUCUUAAACAUCUUAACUAUCGGUAAUUUAGCAUUCAUAAGUUAAGGUAUUGCUUCUUGCCACUAGUAAUGCUAGACUAGUAGUGUAGACAUCUAAAUUUCAAAUUUGUCAAAAACAAACAAAGACAAGCUGUGAAGUCAUGAAUUGGAGAUUAUUCAUAUUUACAGAAAACAUGAUCAUAAAUAGAAAUGUUUUGAGAGUUAAGUAAAUUAAAAGUUUCAUAUAUAACUGCAAAAUUCACAAAAUUAUUACAAGAUCAGAUAUACCAAUAAACUCGUCAGGUUUUGGCUAUAAUCUAUUACUUAAAAAAGAUUUUUAUAUGCAACCUUUCCUCAUUGCCCCAUUUGUAAGGACCUUGAGCGAGCUAUGAUGUACUGUGUGUACUUACUUGAUUUAUUAACAGUCAUCGAAUUUGAAUUUUCUUUUAUGUAUUGAUGGAGUUGCCUGGAGGUUGAUAUAAUGUACAUAGUUUUGCAUACUACAAUAAAUGUUUUCAUUUAUAAAUAUUUAUGUUAAAUCUGAAAAAAAAGUUGUAAUUUUCAUUUGAGAGUUAAAUUCUUUACAGUUAGUCAGUAUGUGAUUAAUUUUUCAGUAAAAUUGAUUUUCAACAAUUAAUAUACUAGUAUUGCUAUAUACCAGAAAUCUUUAAGUAUAUAAUAUUACCAAUUAAAACAUCUAAUGUAGUAUGUUCAUUUAAAUUUCCUAGACUCCUUUCUAGUUAUAUUGGUUAUAACGUAUAUGAAAGAACAUGUAACUUUGAAGCCCAAUAACAAAGUAUGUGUAAUCAUGCUCUUGGUGAAUGGAAUACAGUGAGAAUGUCGUAGUUUGUAAUCAUGCUCUUGGUGAAUGGAAUACAGUGAGUAUGUCGUAGUUUGUAAUCAUUCUCUUGGUGAAUGGAAUACAGCAGGUAUAUCGUAGUUUGUAAUCAUGCUCUUGGUGAAUGGAAUACAGCAGGUAUAUCGUAGUUUGUAAUCAUGCUCUUGGUGAAUGGAAUACAGUAGGUAUAUCGUAGUUUGUAAUCAUGCUCUUGGUGAAUGGAAUACAGCAGGUAUAUCAUAGUUUGUAAUCAUGCACUUGGUGAAUAGAAUUCAUCAAGUAUAUCGUAGUUUGUAAUCAUGCUCUUGGUGAAUGGAAUACAGCAAGUAUAUCAUAGUUUGUUCAAGAUUCUUGCAGUAGGUAGUGAUGAUAAAAGUUAGUGUAUUUUUAAUAAAUAGCUUAAGGCUACAGCUUUUAAUCUUUUGUUAUUAAUAUGAGAGGAAGUUAUUUUGAGUAGACACUAAAUGUUGUUACAUACAGAAUCACUAGCAUAAAAAUUUCAAAUCUAAAUUAGCUGCUGAACUUUGUUACCCACAAAAAUAUUAAUGUGAACUUUUCAAACAGACUUGCUACUGAAUGUGUUUACAUAAAAAUAUUAGUGAGAAAAUACCCAUUCUAAAUUAGCCACUGGAUUACAUAUUAAGCAUAUAGAAUUAUUGAGUUAUUUGUUCAUAUUAAACUUUCAUGGGAGUGCAAUAAUAAUUAACAAACUCUGUAAAGACCCCAUUUAUAUUCAAAAUCUUCAAAGUCAUCAUUAUAACCACAUUUGGCACUGAGGUUUAUUUACUGUUUACUUCUAUAUUACUGUAUUGGAUUUGUAAUAAAUCACUUUCUCUAAAGAAGAAUUAGUUUAAUGAUUCUUGUUUGUAUGCAGGUGGCUUAUUGCAAUAUAUUUACUUUGAAUAACACAAGGCACUAAGUGACGCUAUACAGUAACAUACAUAUGUAUAGUGUGUAGAAGUUUCUGAAGAAGACUUGCUUAGGUUAUUGCCAUAUAUGUACAGCCUGGGAGAAAGAUGUUUUAGAGUGUACACUUGAUUACCUUUUUAAAGUGUGUGAGAAUUCAUGCCUUACUAAAGUGUUCUAAACAUGUAUGUAUUUGAAGUUAUCUUUAUUAUUUACAAAGAUCUGUUCCUAUUCUUGUUGGUUAAAACUAUAUCUACCUAUCCACAUACAUAUAUAUAUAUGUGUGUGUGUGUGUGUGUGUGUUAAAACAUGUGAAAUAAAAAUUAGCAUAGCAUUAUUAUUGCUAAUGCAGUUAUCACUUUGCUGUUUAAUAUACAAGAGCUGUUAAGUGUUUGCUGAAAGUGUUUUUGUAUUUUUACUGCAUACAAGUUUAUUUUUUCAUCCUGUACUGCUAGCCUUAUUGUUCCCUUACAUUGUUUGUAGCUUAAGGGUAUUUAUUUAUUUGAACAAGAAUAUUUUCUGUUUAUUAAAAUUUAUUUUACAUUUUCAUUAUUUUAUGAAAGACUGCUAAGACUUAAAUAUAUGAAAUUGAUUCUUAUAAAUACAGAUAUACAUGGUAUUGCAUGCUGUCAUAUUACUAAAGUGUCUAAUGAUACUGUGCCCUUCUGUGGAGAGAUGUAUUUAUAUUUUUGUGCACUAUAUAUUUAAUUGUGUAAAAAUGAAAUGCAUAAUUUUUAUGUCAGAAAUAAUAUAUCUUACACACACCAGGAAAUAACUGGGUAAAAAUGCAAGGGAAGUUCAUGUAAGACAUUUUUACAACUACAAAGAAAAUUGUAUUCGACUUUUUAGUGUUCAUGAAGCUAACUAAAGUGUAUAUUGUCUAAAAUGCACACUCAGUAUUUUCCCAUGACAAUUGUUUCAGUUGUCACUUUAAAAUACAACCAACCUGUAUAACUUCUAUAAAAAAAAAAAUGAAAUAAAGUUAAAUAAAUCAAAAUGUUCAGUACAUAAUAAGUAUAUUUCUUUAGUACAUGAAUAUUCAUGUGAUUGUCAUACCACAAAUUCAAUGUCUGUAGUCUUGUAUCAAAUAUUCUUAGUGCUUUAGGAAUCUAGAUACUACUUUGGCAUAUGUUUGUUUCAUGAGCAGUGAACAACCAAAUAGAGUAAACAUAAUGUUAAUCAAGAUGUGCAGUUUUUUUAAUGUGUGGGUACUGACCUCAUAUGAAGUGUUCAAAAUAUGUAAUUUGUGGAGCAGUUAGAUUUAAUGAAAAAUAUGCAUUUCUGUACCUAUUUAUUGGUAAAUUAAGAAAUAGAUUAAUCUUUGGGCAUUACAGUGUGCCCUGGAUGUAUUUAUCAGUUCUUCAGAUCUUUCUUAUGUAAAAUAUAAUAUAUUACAUAUCAAUUAUGUUUUAGUUAUUUUGAAUAGUAGCUGCUUCUUGGGGCUCCAACCCCAAUAUUUUUAGUAGCUAGCAAUGCCCCUGGACUAAUCCACUAGAUUAACUAGCAUACAUAGGCUAUACUGUCCUAUCUUUUAUAACUUUCCAACCUAUGUAAAAUAUGUGCAACUAUUGAGAGGGACUAAUUAGAAUACAAACGAACAGAUAGUAUAUACAUUCUUCAACUAAAAAACAGAAAUAGAUUUCAAUAAAAACUAUUUUAUAAAUUUGGAACAUCUAUUAUCAUUAAUUUCUGGUCAAAGCAAACUACUUUCAUAUAUCAGAACUAAAACAUAACCCAGUAAUUAAUACAUCAUAUUUAUUAUGAUGAUCUAACUACGAAUAUUCAAUAUCAUAAAAAAAACAACUUAUAAUGGUUAGAGCACAUUGAUUCAUUAGCUUGGUAUCCUCACUGUUAAGGAUAUUUUCAGCCAUAAUCCCAAAGGUGUUGUACUGUACACCAAAGGAAAGAGUUGCAGACAAGGCAUUUUUUAAGCAUAUUUUCAUGGAGUUGGUCCAUUGGACUGACUACAUAUUGGAAAAGGAAUGUUGACUAUAAUUCUAAGUUUGCUACAUAUAUCUACAAAAAAUGUGGCAAUAUUUUAGUAAUAGGUACAAGUCUUUUGUACUCAGGAUGUGUGUGUGUGAAUUGCUGAUGUCAAUCUGACUGACAAGUCAGUGUGCAAGGUGAUGUUCACAUGAAGGAUAAAAAUACUUAUGUCCAUCAUAUAAUUUGUAUAUUGCAGUUGCACAACCACUAGAACGUUCAAAAUGCAUAUUUACAAUGUUUUCAGUAUCCCCAUGUAUUAUAUAUGGUACUUACUCUCCUCUAUGAUAAACUUUCACUAAAUUAGCAAUGUAGGGUAAAAUGAAUAGUUGAUCAUAUACACAAUACCAUGUUGAAUGUCACCCUGUAAAAGGUUGUGAUAUGUGCGAUUUGACCCCCACUGUGUACAUAGUGUUAAGCAUGCACAAAUUAUUUAUAAAUUUGGCAUGUACUUUAAACAACACUGAUAAUGUUUGGUUUUAACUUUUAUAAAA
This is a messenger RNA of Limulus polyphemus (Atlantic horseshoe crab), 5523 nucleotides long. RefSeq names its product ethylmalonyl-CoA decarboxylase-like. Gene Ontology annotation, cellular component: cytosol. The record is from RefSeq and is a predicted model, not a curated record. The transcript is spliced from 5 exons. Bases 315 to 1232 code for a protein of 305 amino acids. Lineage: Eukaryota; Metazoa; Arthropoda; Merostomata; Xiphosura; Limulidae. Gene Ontology annotation, biological process: fatty acid beta-oxidation. Gene Ontology annotation, molecular function: enoyl-CoA hydratase activity.